Cinara cedri is the source of this 1621-nucleotide messenger RNA. The record is from the annotation of a GenBank genome assembly. Lineage: Eukaryota; Metazoa; Arthropoda; Insecta; Hemiptera; Aphididae.
AUGAAUUGGAAAAAAUUCGAAGACGAUAUACAAAAACAAAUCAAUCUCAAAACUAAAUUAAAAUCCCCAGAAGAUAUAGAAGAUGCGAUCGAAAACCUGACUUCUCUAAUACAACACUCAGCGUGGAACGCCUCCACUCCCAUCCCUGCUAAACCAAAAUCACUUAAUUUACCUUCUUACGUACGAGACCUAAUAGUCCAAAAAAGGAGAGCUCGUGCAGUCUGGCAAAAUAAUAUACUUCCUUCUUAUAAACAAAUAUAUAACAAUCUCAAUGCUAAACUCAAACGCACUUUAUCCAAAAUAAGAUCCGAUUCCUUUUCCUCCUGGUCUGCAUCUCUCGUUACAAAAAACGGAUCCUUAUGGAGAGCCACUCGUAACUGCCUUAAACAAAAAGUCGCUUCAUAUCCUCUAAAAAAUAAUGAUAAUACCUGGUGCACUUCCGACAUAGGAAAACCUGAACUGUUCCGUACUCACUUAGCCUGUGUCUUCCAACCUCAUCCCGACAUUUUUAACCCACAAUUCACAGAAGAAGUUAAAGACUUCUUAACAACUCCGCUUCCUGUAUACUUGCCCCCCAAAGCUUUCUCUCCAAAUGAUAUCUCCCGAUGUAUACUCUCAUUUCCACUUCGAAAGUCUCCGGGUUUCGAUUUAAUAACCGCCGAAAUAGCACGCCAACUCCCUAAAAAAGCCAUUAUAUUCCUCACAUACAUAAUAAACUCAAUUCUUAGACUCACUUACUUCCCCCUACAAUGGAAACUCUCAAUCAUUAUCUUAUUCCCCAAACCUGACAAACCAAUCGAAAAUACCUCCUCAUACCGUCCUAUCAGUCUUUUACCAUUCUUUUCAAAACUAUGUGAAAAACUUAUCCUUAAACGCAUUAUGCCUAUUAUCAACGAAAAACAUAUACUACCUGACACUCAAUUUGGAUUCCGCAACUCCCAUUCAACUAUCCAUCAAAUCCACCGAUUAGUCGAUACCAUCUCCCUAACACUAGAAAAAAAAUACUACUGCCCCACGGUGUUCUUAGAUGUUGCUCAAGCGUUCGAUCGCGUAUGGCAUUCUGGCCUCCUAUUCAAAUUAAAACAAUCUAUUACCUCCACCUUACUACCUAUUCCUCAAGUCUUACUUGGAAAAUCGCCACUUCGCUACACGAGUAGGCAUUGAAACUUCUGAAGUAUCCCCAAUUAUUGCGGGAGUCCCUCAAGGCGCAAUAUUAUCUCCGAUCUUAUUUAACAUCUACUCAGCUGAUCAACCAACAACCCCUAACACAUCUGUAGCCGAAUUCGCUGACGAAAAAGCUAUCUUUACCACACAUUCUGACCCAACCACUGCUUCAAACUACCUCCAAAACCACCUCAAUCUACUAUCCACCUGGUAUACCAAGUGGAGAAUCAAAAAGAAACCACGAGAUACUCCCGCCAAAUGUGCCCUCUGCAAUGGCGACCACCCGGCCAAUUACAGAGGCUGCCGGAUCCAUAAACAACUCCAACAACUUCGUCAAUCCAAUCAGACAAAUCAAAACCGUAAAUAUGUAAACAACACUAAUAAUAUAAUUAACAAAAAUAAUGUAAAUAGCUCAAGUGACUCAAAUAACUGCACCAACGGCGAGCUAGUCGUCUAG